UCACUUCCGGGUUAGAAUCAUGUCAAAACAAAACCACGCUCAAGUUUCAUGACCCAGCUUGCAUCGCAUUAAGAAAUUUCCUGUGGAAUUUCCACAUGAUGUUAUGGCCCAUAUAUUUCGAUUAACUGACCGGAAGGGUUUUUCUGUAUGCACGAUCACCUCAUGUGCAUAAAAAUAGGAAUACAAGUGUUGUGGGUCUGCCAUCGUGUACAGAUUCAGUUGACAGAAUGAGGGACCUGCCUCCUGAGCUGUUGUUGCAGAUCUUCCAGAACCUGACUGCAUCUGAUCUGUGCAGUGCAGGGAGGGUGUGUAGGUACUGGGGUUGUAUAAGCACAUCAGAGAUUCUGUGGAGGAAACUUUGUGACACACUGGAGGUGAAACCAGAACUCUUACACAAUGAUCGGGCACUUGGAUACUCCUGGAAGGAAGUGUACCAGAUGAACCAUGGCAGUCGAGGCCGGAGGCGACAGUGGCUGAGAGGGUGUCACAGCAACUUCAGUUCGUAUCAGGAACUGCCGAAACAAAUCAUGUGUACCAUGGAUGUAGAAGGAUGGGAGCAGAUAUUCCAAAUGGAAUUAGAGAGAUAGCUGUAAUAUUGAUUGAGACAAUUGUCAUUGAUCUUGAUACAUGAUCAAGCAAUUUUUGGAGUGUAUUUGAAUUUUUGUUAGUAUUUAUUGAAAGUUUUCAGUUUUUAAUCUUAAAUUGUUUGUUAUA
Mizuhopecten yessoensis (Yesso scallop) is the source of this 714-nucleotide messenger RNA. Its product is annotated as F-box only protein 48-like. The record is from RefSeq and is a predicted model, not a curated record. The transcript is spliced from 3 exons. Bases 228 to 587 code for a protein of 119 amino acids. Gene Ontology annotation, molecular function: protein binding. Lineage: Eukaryota; Metazoa; Mollusca; Bivalvia; Pectinida; Pectinidae.